Messenger RNA from Radiomyces spectabilis, 615 nucleotides. RefSeq lists its product as uncharacterized. The record is from RefSeq and is a predicted model, not a curated record. The transcript is spliced from 4 exons. Lineage: Eukaryota; Fungi; Mucoromycota; Mucoromycetes; Mucorales; Radiomycetaceae. Bases 1 to 615 code for a protein of 204 amino acids.
AUGUACUUUUCGCUACCGUCAUGUCAAGAACGUCGUCAUACCAAACCAUUAUCCAUCGAGAACCAUCUGGACAAGCAAACCCCGCUGACAAUUCAGUUACCCUCAGAAGAUUUAGGCACAAAUGGUAGCAUUAGCGAAACUCGUCUGAUCGAGAUUUUCAACAACAUUCAAGAUCACUGGGGCUCACCACCUAUUCUGACACCGGAUACGUUGGCAUACAUAUUAAGCAAUCAGUGGGUAAAGGAUACACCUUUACAAGGAUUAAACCUACCGAUGAAAAUGCAGAAUGACGAGGAAAAGGAACGCUGUCCCGUGUCACAGCUGGGGACCCAUCUUACAACCGCCGUUGAAAAUGAACCACCUGUCAAUCGUUUGGUCGAUGAAUUAUCCACAACCGCCCGUAAUUACGGCUUGCUAGCUUUGGAUCGGAUAUUAGCGACCGAUCCUCUUCUUCAAAAUAAGCAAACAUCAGCCAAUGAUGUCAUUGAUCGAUUGACGUUAAUCCUACAUAUGUUCAAUAACCAGACGGUGUCGAUGAAUAUGAGGUCAUCCAAACCAGUCGAUGUAUCUGCUCCUGAAACUGUGCCACCCAUUACGGAUGAACAGCAACAUUGA